CAACGAAGUACAUCACUAACAAUCGACACUUGUCUGUUCGUGUUUGUAUGUCGCUGUAUAAAAGUUUUAUUAUAAUAAAACUUUACAUUUGAGUGAAUCAAUAGAACUAUAAUAAUCGUAAUAUUUAAUUAUCCACUAUGGAUGACGAUGCAGAAACAUACAAGCUUUGGCGGAUCCGUAAAACAGUAAUGCAGUUAUGCCACGACCGCGGAUACUUAGUGACACAGGAUGAAUUGGAUCAAACGCUGGAGCAAUUCAAAGAGCAAUUUGGUGACAAACCCAGUGAAAAGCGACCAGCUAGAAGUGAUUUGAUUGUACUGGUAGCUCACAAUGAUGACCCGACAGAUCAGAUGUUUGUUUUCUUCCCCGAUGAGCCUAAAAUUGGGAUCAAGACUAUCAAAACAUAUUGUACUAGGAUGCAGGAGGAAAAUAUUCAUAGAGCUAUUGUUGUUGUGCAAGCAGGUAUGACGCCAUCAGCAAAGCAGUCGCUAGUGGACAUGGCGCCGAAGUACAUUCUAGAACAAUUCCUUGAGUCGGAACUGCUGAUUAAUAUCACGGAACAUGAACUGGUGCCUGAACACAUCGUGCUCACUCCUGAUGAGAAGGCGGAGCUUUUGACUAGAUAUAAAUUGAAGGAGAACAUGUUGAUGAGGAUACAGGCUGGUGACCCAGUGGCCAGAUACUUUGGACUGAAGAGAGGACAGGUCGUGAAAAUCAUCCGAUCAUCAGAGACGGCCGGGCGAUAUAUUUCCUAUAGAUUAGUAUGUUAGGUAGAUUGUUAUUCCAAUAAAUAUUCAUUAUUUUUUA
Spodoptera litura is the source of this 807-nucleotide messenger RNA. RefSeq names its product DNA-directed RNA polymerases I, II, and III subunit Rpb5 (gene Rpb5). Gene Ontology annotation, cellular component: RNA polymerase II, core complex; RNA polymerase III complex; RNA polymerase I complex. Gene Ontology annotation, molecular function: DNA binding. NCBI's taxonomy places the organism in Eukaryota, Metazoa, Arthropoda, Insecta, Lepidoptera, Noctuidae. The record is from RefSeq and is a predicted model, not a curated record. Gene Ontology annotation, biological process: tRNA transcription by RNA polymerase III; transcription elongation by RNA polymerase I; transcription by RNA polymerase II.